CCUCCGCGAGCCCCCAUGGCGGAGGCCGGCUCGGUGCUUUCCCCCGAGGCGGAGGCAGAGGAAGAGGCCGACGAGGAGCUCCUGCAGCUGGAGACGGAACCGCCGGCCGUGGCGGUUUCCGGCCGGGCGGCGCCGACCGCUCCCGGCGGAGCCGUUCGCCUCCUCGCCGCUCGGGAGCCGUUCGAGGCGGCCUGUGAGGAGGACGAGGAGGAAGGCGACGGCGAGGAGUGUGAGCCGCUCCUGGGCGCGGCGUCGGGCCGGGGCCGGAGGGCCCGUGAGGGGACAGGAAAUGUCGCAAGCAUUGCCGAGAUGGAUUUCUUUGUGGAUGAUCCCGAAUUUGCUGAAGUCAUGCAGCAAGCGGAACAAGCCAUCGAAAGCGAAGUCUUCCCGGAGAGAAUCUCCCAAGGUUCCAGCGGAAGCUACUUUGUCAAAGACUCUAAGAGAAAAAGUAUUGGCGUGUUUAAACCCAAAUCUGAAGAGCCUUACGGUCAUCUCAAUCCGAAAUGGACCAAAUAUUUCCACAAGAUCUGCUGCCCUUGCUGCUUUGGCAGAGGCUGCCUUGUUCCUAAUCAGGGAUACCUCUCGGAAGCUGGCGCCUACCUUGUGGACAGCAAACUAGGAUUGGGAGUGGUACCCAAAACGAAGGUUGUCUGGUUUGUAAGCGAGACGUUCAACUACAGUGCAAUAGAUCGUGCCAAGUCGAGAGGCAAGAAAUACGCUUUGGAAAAAGUGCCAAAAGUUGGCAAAAAGUUUCACCGCAUUGGACUACCUCCUAAGGUCGGCUCCUUUCAGCUUUUCGUGGAAGGUUACAAGGAGGCUGACUAUUGGCUCAGGAAAUUUGAAACCGACCCCUUGCCUGAGAACACAAGGAAGCAGUUUCAGUCCCAGUUUGAGAAACUGGUCGUGCUUGAUUAUGUUAUCAGAAAUACUGAUAGAGGCAACGAUAAUUGGUUGGUGAAGUAUGAAAAACAGAGCGACGGGACGGAUCUUUCUGACAAGGAGAUCCAGUGGAUUAAUGAAAAGGAGCCUAUUAUUCAAAUUGCAGCAAUUGAUAAUGGCCUUGCUUUUCCUUUCAAGCAUCCGGAUGAGUGGAGAGCAU
This is a messenger RNA of Thamnophis sirtalis, 1099 nucleotides long. The record is from RefSeq and is a predicted model, not a curated record. NCBI's taxonomy places the organism in Eukaryota, Metazoa, Chordata, Lepidosauria, Squamata, Natricidae.